GACAGAGUUAUGAGGCUUCCCCAAGAGUGUAAGAAUCAGGUAGGCCAUUAGAGUUGUGUGAAUUUGCUUCUUUCUUUCUUUAUUUUGCUUUCUUCCCCCUUCUGUAUGAUCCCCGCUUCUUGAGAUCCCUUUCUGUCAUCGUCUGUCUUUCAAAAUCCUAAACGAGAUUUCUAAAAAGGGUUUCUUUUUUAUUGAUUUUGGGAAAUCUUUAUUAAAGACUGAUCUUUUUGAAAGCCAGGUGGUUCAGAAUAGAGAUCCAGGUUUUGGUUUUUCUUUUUCUUUGAUCAAAACAGCCAGAAGGUCUAUUUUUAUAUCCUUUCUGGUCGCUUUUGGUUCUUGCUUUUCUUCUUUACUUGUACUCCGUGUCUGUAAGUUAUAUUUUCUACUGCAGUUUUUGUUUGAUCUGUUAAUAUCUGUUUGUAAGCCAUGGCAGCAGCUAUAGAUGUAUACAGUAGCAGCAGUCCUGUAUUUGCAGAUCCCUUUAGUGAAGAACUCAUGCUAGCACUUCAGCCUUUUAUGAAUUAUGCUUCUUCUUCUCCUCCUUCACCACCUUCUUCUUCUUUUUCUUCUUCUUAUUACUCUCCUGAGCCCAAUGUGUUUCCUGGUUUGAUUCCAAUUCCUUUCGCAAACCGAACGUUUUCGGAUGGGUUUGUGAGUGUGGGAUUUGGACAAUCAGGUCCGAUUGGGCUGAACCAACUUUCUCAAUCUCAGAUUCUUGAAAUCCAAACUCAGAUUGAACUCCAACAUAAACAGCAGGAAGAAGAGGCUUUAGCUGCUCUGUUAUCUUCUUCUUCUUCCCCUGUUUUUACUCUGUUUCAGAAUCAGGAGAAAUCCCUCCUGGGCACGAAACCAGUCCCGAUGAAGCAAGCCCAGAAGCCCGGGAAGCUUUACAGGGGGGUGAGACAGCGGCAUUGGGGGAAAUGGGUAGCCGAAAUCCGGCUGCCGAAAAACAGAACCAGGCUGUGGCUGGGAACCUUCGACACGGCGGAAGAAGCCGCCAUGGCUCACGACAAGGCGGCUUACAAGCUGAGAGGAGAGAAUGCGAGGCUGAAUUUCCCACACUUUCGGAGCAUUCUCAGCCACAGCGUCGAAGGGUUCAAGCCGCUUCACUCCUCCGUCGUCGCAAAGCUGGAAGCCAUUUGCCAGAGCUUGACUGAUAAUAAUAAUAAUAAUAUUGACAACUCCAAGUCCAAUAAACAACAGAGGAAUUCCGAGGAGCCCUGUUUUGCUGCCGACAACGUUAAAACGGAGUCCUCGUCCGGUGUCGGAGCGGCAACUUCGCCGGAAUCUGAGAUCACGUUGUUGGAGUGGGAGAAUAUCAUCCUGGACAAGUAUCCGUCAGGGGAGAUUGAUUGGGCAGCCCUGUGAUUCGCCGGAAUCUGCAAUUUCAUUUUAGUCAUGCGCAGAGAUCAAUCAACUCAAAUCCAACUUGUAUAAUAAUAAUAUAAUUAUGAAUAAUUAUGUAGUAUUAGAGCAUGCAUGUCAUAUGUAGUCUUGUAAUAUAAUGUACUUCCUUCUUGGUCAGGCUGUUGUUUUUCCUAGGCAUGAUCAAAGGGAGAUUUUGUUUCCAUGUCUCUUCUCUCUCUUGUUGCUUUUGUACCUCUAAUCUAAUCCAUGUUUUGGAAGCUUAAA
This is a messenger RNA of Ipomoea triloba (trilobed morning glory), 1632 nucleotides long. Its product is annotated as ethylene-responsive transcription factor ERF060-like. Gene Ontology annotation, molecular function: DNA-binding transcription factor activity; DNA binding. The record is from RefSeq and is a predicted model, not a curated record. NCBI's taxonomy places the organism in Eukaryota, Viridiplantae, Streptophyta, Magnoliopsida, Solanales, Convolvulaceae. Bases 427 to 1368 code for a protein of 313 amino acids. The transcript has a single exon. Gene Ontology annotation, biological process: regulation of DNA-templated transcription.